AUGAAUCCUUAUGAUUGGAUUUCCUUGUUCAAUAUUGUUGCAAAGGAUGUUGUGAAGUAUGAGCCUAUCCAUCAAUUUUUCAGAAGUAUGAUACGUGCAUAUAUUCUUGAAGUUGCGAAGAUGGAUAUUGAAAUUGCAUCUGUUCUUAGAAGAAAGCCUAUUUUGAAGCCACUUCCUCCUCAAGCGAAUUUGGAAAAAUUCAAGUCUAGUUUUAUUGAAAAAGAUCAUUGGGGAGUGACUUACAAGAUGAAAGAAAAUGAAAUUGUGUUGCAUUGUAUGAUGUUCUUAAUAGAUAAGCAUUUGUUCUCUACAUCAACUUUGAAUCAAAUCCUUGCAAAAGACGAAGUGAAAAAGUCAAAUAAUGAAGGAGAUGUAAAGUGUGUUUCUAAUAUGAUUAAAUGGUGGAUUGUCAUUCAGAUGACUGUAUUUAAGACUAUUCCAAAGGUGUUCAAAGUUGAAAAGAAAGAGCAAGAAAAGACCACAACAACAACUUGA
This is a messenger RNA of Lactuca saligna, 495 nucleotides long. NCBI's taxonomy places the organism in Eukaryota, Viridiplantae, Streptophyta, Magnoliopsida, Asterales, Asteraceae. The record is from the annotation of a GenBank genome assembly.